Molecule: messenger RNA, 7045 nt
Organism: Pomacea canaliculata
Lineage: Eukaryota; Metazoa; Mollusca; Gastropoda; Architaenioglossa; Ampullariidae
Exons: 5
Coding region: 2759-3523 (254 amino acids)
Source: RefSeq, a predicted model, not a curated record
UCGGGAAUGUGCACAGGUACGAUGUCGACUGCUGACUGUCAGGUAGAGGCGGUGGUAGUGUUAUAGCAGGCCUGUGCACGGUCUACAAUGGCCUUGUUACUGUCGUCUGUUUACAGGACAGACGUGGUGUUACCAGGACGGGAAGGACAUUAUUCAGGACUCGAUGGAUUGAAUAGGAACCUUUUUUUUUCUUUUUACGAUUACACGCUGUAUAAUGGAAGUUAAUUAAAUCCUCCAGUAUGAAGGCCGCUAUAACUCCGCCGCUGGUGGUGCUUUAUGACACGUGUUCUUUACCAAAUCACAACUUUUCAGUGCGCGGACUGCAUUAGUCCAGCCAGGAGCUCAAAGAAAACAAUUUGUUAUUGCGGUUCAUUCCCGGAUCGAAGCAUUUUCAGACCGCUAGGUGGCGUGGUAAUCGACACGUGCUCGUCAUGGGCUGGUGCGUGCACCGGCUCCACUCCAUGAUGAUGGCGAUGCAACCUCUUUUCUGUAACACGAGGAAAAGGAGGACAUGAAGAAAAUUCAAGUCCCCGGCCAUUUCGGUUCUUUCUGCGUCAGGUGAUGGUGGACGGUCUCAUCAUGCAAUGUGAAAAAAACAACUGCAUCGAAGACGGAGAUCGCUUUCUGAGCAACAUCAGUACUCAGUGCAUUCCAGCGAUUUCUGAUGCAAGAUUUGAGCAAAUAGAAGGAUGUGAAAUCUGUUCUCUUUUCAACAACUCUGCCGAGGAACUAUAUCGAGGACAGUAUUUUGACUUACACCGGUGACUUACAUUUAACUUACAUCGCCAAAAAGGUUUCAAGGAAAGUGUGUCCCGCAUGUAAAGAAAUUAUUCUGGGACUAAUAAGGAACUUGAGAAAUAUCCUGUUGUCAAUGAACCGCAUGCUAACGAUAGGCUGGUCGUCGUAACAUCUGGUGACGUUGGUGGAGGAACUUGAAACCUGACCAGCUGCACGUGGACCGAGUGAGAGCUCGAUUUCUCCAACAGUUUGAAAAAAAUCGAGUUCGCUCAUGUGUCCCUUCAUCAAAUUUCAAACCAUGCAGUCCUGUUGUUCACUUGUUAUAAGAUAUAUACGGCUGCAUUUUGAAAGAAAACAACAGAUACUUCACACAGCGUCCGCAAAGAAAAAUAGAAUGUCAAAACUGCAACACCUGUAGAUGUGGACUUCGCAGUGGUUAAAGCGACUGUCACCACGAGAGUCCGAUAACGUGGGUAUCUCAGCUUCGACAUAUCAUUCUCUGGAUGUGACGCUUGUUGACAGAACCAACCGCCAUCAAUUUGAAAUACGCUCACUCCACACGAGAUCUGAACCGAGGGACUUUGCGUUACUGCAGCGACGGAGGUCUGCAAACCCUCGGACGCAGAGAUAUACCAUCGUGCCUCGUACUCAGCGAACGGAAGAUGAGCUGAACUCACAGCAGGAUGGUGGAAGAGCUUCCGGUUAAACGUGCAGACUAUCGAUGUGCAGCUGAACGAACUUUAUCCGUUUAUCGGAUCCCGGUGCGCUGCGCUUAAAACUAAUGAACCAGGAGUGAACCAGGUGAGGGAGCCUGGAGUAGCCAGCAGACUCUUUAGACGUGUUUUCAUCACGCGGGGGAGGGGGAGAGAGGUGGUGAUGGAGGAGAAGCGGUGUCCGGCGGUGAGGAUCAAUGCAGCACGCGAUGCGGCCUGUCGGCUGCGCUGUCUGCCGGUGACUUCGAUCUACUUACCGGCUGACAGGUAAUUGUUACCUGACGUAGUUGCCGGAAAAACCAGUCUGUGAAAGCUUUGUUGGAAGGGAACUGCUGGCAUCGUAUGGUACGCCUAUAGUGCUCGCGAAACGGUUCUAGGCGUGGUCGAAGAUAAGGGUGUGGUUCCCUGCGUGUGUGUGCGUGAGCGCGCGCGUGGACGAGAGAGAGAGAGAUUGAGAGAAAGAGGGAGUAGGUGGCCUACAUACUUCAACGGGCGUUCCCAUACAGACCUAGGUAGAAUUACAUAUUGCUUUGUCAGGGUUUAAGCACCACGUACCACACAGUCAUCUUCCUUCGAUCACGGCAGGACCUGAAGAGGCUGUUCAGACUCACUCGCCCCAUCCUCCGACCCAUCCAUCCACUUCUUACCUCCGCGCGGCCAACAUGUGAAGCGGUCUUUGAUCACGUCAGUGUCGCUUGCAAGCUAUAGGCUCGUGCCUCAGGUAAACAGGUGUGGCAGAUAAACAAGUGUGCCAGGUAGGAGUCCUGGCAGUUAAUGUUCAGUGGAGCCUGUUAUUGAAUCCUCACCUCUUCUUCACCGCCACCGACAGAAAGAAUGUUCUGCUGUCAGUCCACGUGUGCCACAACGCUCACAGAUGUGUUUUACUCGUCUCCAAGCUGACACGUCCUCAGAACACUGACAUUUCCAGGACAGCAGACUCAGAAGCUCGAGAAACGAUCCACCAGAUGCACGCAGAGCCAAAAAUAGACUCAAGAAGCUGCCUACCUCCACGUCAGUGCAACACGUAAUCAGCGAAACAGCUAAAGAAAAAUGAAGGUUUCUACAGAGAAGAGAGUGGACAAAUAGCUGUGAUGUGGCCGCCAGGUACUUUAACAAGACAAGACACGUCCAGUUCACAUCUUGCCCACAUGAUCACCACAACCGGUGACGAGGCUGCCUGGUGAAAAUCAUCUGUCCCCCUUUGCCCCAGCGUGUUUGCGUGACAUAAAAGCUGGUUUGCCAAAUUUUGUUACCAAAUGGUCGAUUAUCUGCAGCACUGGAUGUAAGCGACACAGUCUCCCAUACAGAUGGAUCCCAACGACAGCUGCGUGACGCCGGACGGUCUGGGGGAGGUAACUCCCAACAACGUGUCCAACGUGCACGAUGACGGCGAUGACAGAGGUUCGAACGACCUUCACGCCAACGCCGGCCUGCAGCUGGGGGAGAGGGAGGCGCCGCGGAAGGCCAGAACGAAGAAGCUGUCGUUUCGCGACUUCGUGAUGAAAGAGGUCUUGACGACGGAGAACGAGAAAGGUGUCGCAGGCUCACGUCCUCACAAAAGCAUCCUCAAGGUUCGCACUGACCCGCAGCGGUCCCACGACGACCACGAUAAGCAACCCUUGAGUUUCGUCAACAAAGCUUACCUCGGUGACGAGGAUGAGCAGGCAGAGGACACGACGUCCAACGAAACCACACUCACCACCAUCUCCACGACCAAGACGCCGGCCAGGCGGGUGUGGUCCACGGACUCCGGCAGCGGGGGGAGAGCAGGCUUCGCCGACCUCGUGGACUUCCUCAUGCAGCGCACCGGCAGCUUCAUCGACGGCCGCGACACGCACCCCUUUGGACGGGACUGCUCCAUCGAGGGCAUCCUGCAGAGCAGCCGACCCAAGAGCCACAGCAAGAACAGUGCUUUCGGCAAACUCGUCGUCUGGCUCAUGAUGUUCUCCAUCCUCGUCGGCUGCGCGCUGGGGGUCAUCUAUCUCUCAGAAACAUACAAUGACACACAGGAGGCACAGGCGAGGUUGGCGGAACAGCUUGCCAACAAGACAAAGGCAGCAAACUCUAAAUAAAGUCAGCUUUGUCAGAAGCAGAACUCAAAAAGAUUAUCUUAUGAUCAGGUCUUACAACCGGAUGUUGUCCAGCCUACAGACGAGGAGAAUGUCACCACCUUUAGAAUACUACACGUACGUCGAAUCACUGGGCUUACCGACGACUUUCACAAUGAGAGGAAACAGAAGUUUUUGUUUGAACACAGCAACAAAUAUUAGGUUUCUCAUAGAGAUUCCAUCCAACCUUCAAACUGAUAAGAAGUUUACUUGUUAUUUGGAUGCUUACAUGUUUUAAUAUGGGAGUCUUUAUUUUUUUUUUCUCAAGAAGUAGACAUCAGCUCUGGUUUAAACAAAGAAUCAAGAUUUCAAUGAAAGACAUGAUGAACUUUACAGGUCUAGAAGAGGGUUCACAUCGGAAUAGACUAGCGAAGCUGCUUGUGAGAAAGAAGACAUCUGGGCAAGGGCAAGUCGUUGCCCCAGGAAAUAAUUACAAAACAAUCUUCAGACACCGAGCUUGAUUUUACUUUAGAGCAUCAUUUUAACGGCUUCAUAACCAGGAUUAAAAAAAUUCCAGAGAUCUCCAUAACUAAAAGGACAAGAUAUUUCGCAUCAAUUUCUAAUGUUUCCCUGGGUCAACAACCAACCCUCGAUUCAUAGCCCAGAGUCUUAGGUUGUCUUUAUACUUUAUUAGUACAGCAGUCCUCGGGUCUGCGCCAAUAGAAGUACAAACAGAUGUCAUAGGAUCUGGUGUAACUUGGAAGACAGAGGCUUGAAGACAGUGCUUCUUAUUGUGCAUAACAUAAGCAAACAGUAAACGUAGACUUUGGACACAAACGAAGAAAAGGAAAAGCACACUUGCGUGACACAGUUUAGUUCACAACAUUGCAAGUGUUAAUGGCAAGUUAUCUACACACGCUCAAACUUUUUGUGUUUGUUUUAAGCUCACGCAGCUUUUUGUACAUUGUCCUGUAUUUGUACACUACACGUUGCAGCAAACACUAAACUGUUAAUCUGGAGGGUUUUGUUUUGUUUUUGGUUUUAUGUGCCCCACAGAGUCGCCUCAAGCACGUGCACUCGACAGUGUCUUCUACAUAACAUCACAGAAGCACAAUUUUAACAUCAUCCUGCACACCACGGUGUCCUGUGAACAACACCAUCUUACCAGUCCGUGAUUGCACACACCACAGUUUCCAAUGUGCUUCAUCAUCUUGAAAACUUCAGAAUCAAUUAUUGUGUCUUCGUGCGCCUUGCAGACUUUACCAUCCUGCGGUGCCGUGACAGACAUGAACGUGAACGUGAAGCAACGUGACAAAGCAAAGGUGAAAGAGAGAAUGGUACGUGACUAGAGUAAUACUCAUGUGUUUGCAGUCAAUACUGUGAGACUAUAUCAGACAGUGCAUUUUGUUUCUCUCCACCUAUAAUUGUACGAGUUCGGGGUACGUGAAUGUCGCCUGGUACCCGUUCAUGACGCUCACGGACACGAGCGCCCUUGUCUGGAAUUGCGUGAUGGUUGUUACUCUGUCGUCAUUGACAACUGAGAGGCGGCGAGUCCCAUGGAGGACAACUUAGGUCUGCUUCACACGAUCAGACAUGACCACCACUUCUGGUUAAUUGUCGAGGGUGGUGGCAUUGGAGAACGCUUUUCAUAAUUUUGUGACGUCAUCCACUCCUGGACGAGAGUUCACGAGAUCAGAUUCAGAAGAACUCAAGGACGGACAACUGUCUCACACUACUUAAGAGAAUGAAGUAGUUAAUGGUGGCGAUACAAGAUUUUAAAAACUUGUGAAAAUGUGUUAAUCAUCAUUUUAACAGUACACAAAGGGCAAGAAAUCGUGCACGAUUGUGAUUGUGAAGUGUCAAUCUUACCUUCUCAUGAAAUACAAAAUCCCUGGCAAGAUUCGCUUAUAUUUUAUUAAUAUACAAUCGAUAUAUCCAGACUGGUAAUAUACAAUCGACAUAUGUAGACUUGUAAGUGCAAUCAAAUGUAGUUUUAAGCUUGCCACCAUUGUUCUUCAUUUUGCUAGUGUGACCGAUUAGAGAAAUACUCAAUACCAACGUUGGCUGUUAGUAACCAGUGAUGAGAAUUACUUCAGUGAGCGACUUCACUGCCUCAUCGCCUCCAUGUGCAUAUCGUCAGGAAACGUUUCUCUCAAAAAUACUCCAAAUACUUUAUCAGUUUCAUGCUUCCAUAAAGAUCUUGUGCAAAUAUUUCUAGAACGUUCGGCAGUGCGUGCUCAUCUUUGCAGGAGAGCAAGUUGUCAGGCUUCCACUAUCUUUUUUCUGGCUUUCUCCGAAUGGAAGGCCAUCUCCAAAGAGGCUUAUGUCUACAAAUAGGAGACGUCUCCGACGAAAAGCAAGGCAAGGCGUAUACUGUCAUACAGAAGUCUCUAAAUUCCGUUCUUAACCGGCCAAAUUGCCAAAGUGUCGAAUCUCCGAAGUACCCCAAAGUUUAUGUGUUGAAAAUUGGCAAAACAAGAUUUUAGCUCAGUUUGUUGACCAAAGCUUCAAUGUUCUACACGUUCUUCACCAAAACCUGUUGGUGUCCAACAUGCAAUUUUGCCAAACUUGGUCAAAUGUUCGACGGCAAUUUGUCUGGUUAAGAAUGGCUUGAAGCUUUGAGAUUAUGGUUCGGUUGUUAUUGUGAUAUAACUAUUUUUGGAAAAUCACCUUUAGAAUAUAAGCUGUCUCUUGAAGCGAUGUUUGAAUCAUAGUAAGUGUGCGUGUAUGGUGUGUGUGUGAAUGUGAGUGUGUGUGUGAUUCUUGAAGAAAGCAAACGCUCUUGAGCAAUAGAAGUGAAUGUUUGCACUGGGAUGUGUUUAUGAUCUUUUAUUUAUCUCCUGUGUGGGUGCUCGUAAAACAAAAAUAUAUACUCUGAUGUGCAUGUGUAAUGUUAAUCCAGUAACCUGUUGUUGAACUUUAGACAUCUCUCAGUACAGCUCUUAGUCUACACAAGAAUGUCUCACCCUAAAAUAGCUUUUGUCUGGAAAUUUUUUUAUCUCAACAACCUGCAACACAUAUUGUUAAUUAAUAUGUACCAUGUACUCGGAUCAUUGAGAAUUAGCAUCAUGCUCUAAGGUGCAGACUGAUUUGUAGAAUGAGAGAGAUGUUCUGAUAAAUAAUGUGAGAGAUGGAGUGAUAAGCAGAAUAUGAAUUAUAUACUGAAAUGUAAAAAAACUGCAUUAGCGCUCACAUUUAAAGGAAAAAACUUGUGUACAUAGGUAAACGGUAACUGUGGUGAAGUGUUUGUUGAUGACAACUUUCUUUUUAAGGAAGACAGACACUGAAGCGUGCCUUUUGUAAGAUUAAGGACCUGUCACAUGUAACAGUCUGUAUUAACCAGUGUGCAGAAGCACAAAGUCUUUGCUAUUUAAGUCUGGAAAUACUUGAAUGCACCACACAGUCACCUGGGAAACGUCCUGAUGCUGUGCCUUAACCGGCCAAGUGGAUAGUUCUCCAAGAUGCAUACCAAAUACAUUUAUUAUCAUCAUUACUUCAUGUUUAAGUAGAAAAACACAGCAAAUAAAAUGAAUUUUCAGCACCGUG